Zasmidium cellare ATCC 36951 is the source of this 828-nucleotide messenger RNA. RefSeq lists its product as uncharacterized. The record is from RefSeq and is a predicted model, not a curated record. The transcript has 3 exons. Gene Ontology annotation, cellular component: membrane. NCBI's taxonomy places the organism in Eukaryota, Fungi, Ascomycota, Dothideomycetes, Mycosphaerellales, Mycosphaerellaceae. Bases 1 to 828 code for a protein of 275 amino acids.
AUGGCGCCUCUUCCAGACGACAGCGCUUGGUUCUACUACCCCAACACCGGCGCAGCAGCCUUCUUCUCUGCCUUCUUUGGGCUUCUUGGAGUCGGCAUCAGCUUUCGUGCCUGGCAAGGCGGCUUGAAGAAGUUCUAUUGGGUUGAGCUGAUCGGAGUGCUCUGGGAAGUGGCAGGCUUUGCCGUGCGUGCAGCAGCACACGACCGCACGACCGACGUGGGACUCUUCGCCGCACAACAAUCACUUAUCGUCCUAGCGCCGCUGUGGAUCGCGGGCGGGAUUUACUUGAUAUGUGGUCGUAUUAUGGCCGCCGUAUCCAAGAAGAGACGUAUCUUCGGCAUACCAGUGCGGCGGAUCGCACUUAUCUUUGUCACUUGCGACAUCGUCACGCUGCUCGUCCAAGUGAGCGGAACCUCGAUCGCUGCUGGUGUUGAAUGGGAGGGCUCGCAAGCGGAUGUAGGCUCGCACAUCAUCACGGGCGGGCUUGCGGCGCAGACGGUGACGCUGGUCUUCUUCAUUGCCAUCAUCGUCAACUUCGCAGGGGCUCGCUUGCCUUUCGCUGCAAAGAGAAACGUGCACUGGCUGCCAGGGUUUCGAUCAGCCUUCUGGAGUAGCCUGAUGAUACUCUUACGAUGCGUAUACCGCCUGAUUGAAUUCGCCAUGGGCGUUGACGGAUACCUCUUCGAGCACGAGUGGCCAUUUUACGUGAUUGAGGCACUCCCUAUGGCCGUUGCCGUCUGCGGACUUGCGCUUGUCUAUCCGCCACAUUAUCUCCAAGAGGCCGAGAACAGUGAGAACAUAGAGGUACGGGAUGCCGAGAUGAGCUAG